This is a messenger RNA of Suillus plorans, 816 nucleotides long. RefSeq lists its product as uncharacterized. The record is from RefSeq and is a predicted model, not a curated record. Bases 1 to 816 code for a protein of 271 amino acids. The transcript is spliced from 7 exons. Lineage: Eukaryota; Fungi; Basidiomycota; Agaricomycetes; Boletales; Suillaceae.
AUGGAUCUCAUAUUCGAGAGAACCACGAAGUAUCCGAACUGGGACCCACCCGCAGAGAUUCCAUUGUAUGUUGACGUCGAGCAGGUUGGGUCAUACGGAAAGAUCGAUAAAGCCACGGGCAAUUUUAUUCCCCAAGGUUCCAUCUACUCCAACGAUUUCCAGUCGCUUCUCCGCCGUGACUGUCCGGAGGAGUCUGAAUUCACUGCUUGGUCGAAAAACGUCAGAAGAUUAGAAUUGAACGUCGAAUCUCACGCAGGUGUGCCUGGGAUUGCUACAGCUACUAUCAAAGGAACAUGGCAGUUCAGAAGGGGAACCACUGGCUCUAUCUUGAUCAUGAAUAAACCUCGGAUAAAAACCAUCACUCAAGACGUUCUUGGGAAGCUCUCCAACAUUGAGUUCCUCAAGUCGGUUCAUCUCGUUAUCAAGGUUUUUCAUUGUCCUGCCUACACCUUGUACCUCUCAGAUAAAAGCGGAGAAAAUAUCAACAUUGCUCUGUUAUCUUCCGCCCCCGUUUUAGUGCCCCUGGCCACUGUUGGUGCGACGGUCGAGGUGAAACGGUGGAGUGACGCACAAGCUGGAUUGACACGCAGCGGGAGUAUGCCGGACCAUUGCUUCACUCCUUUGUAUGAACUUAAGCAUCCCAGGUAUUCCCGCGCUAGUAGGCGGUCAUCAAUAUCCCCCGAACGCACGGGCGAAGAAUUAUGGGUUACCUCAAACCUCCCGUGGGCGUCUCUUGACGAGGAUGGUCAAGAGCCGCCGGUGUUCAUCGACAAUAAUCCGGAUUCCAGUGACUCAGAGGAAGAGUCAGGCCUUUAA